Messenger RNA from Polistes canadensis, 3118 nucleotides. Its product is annotated as geranylgeranyl transferase type-2 subunit alpha-like. The transcript has 8 exons. Gene Ontology annotation, biological process: protein prenylation; negative regulation of transcription by RNA polymerase II. The record is from RefSeq and is a predicted model, not a curated record. Gene Ontology annotation, cellular component: ESC/E(Z) complex. Gene Ontology annotation, molecular function: protein binding; protein prenyltransferase activity; nucleosome binding. Bases 114 to 3092 code for a protein of 992 amino acids. Lineage: Eukaryota; Metazoa; Arthropoda; Insecta; Hymenoptera; Vespidae.
UGGAUAUUGAAUUUUUAUUUGCAGAACAGUACCAUCUAGUGGACUCAUCCAUGUACUAGCAUGAUAACCAAUCGGAUCGAAAUAAAAUUGGAUAUUAAUAUAUCAUUUCUAAAAUGAAAAGAACUACAAAUAAAUGUCAAGCAUACGUGUCGAGCGUGGAAGACAGCGAGAAUGAAAGCGAUGAAACAGAAUGUAGUAUUGGUAGUAAUUCCACAGCCGGUACUCAUCGUAGUGAUACACCAACUCGUAAUGCUCGCUAUAAAAGGAAAGGAAGACGAAGAAGUAAGACAGCAAAGAGUAAACCUUGCAAUGACAAACAGCUUUACAAAUUUUGUUGUAGUAUAAAAGAAGAUCACGGUCAACCGCUCUUUGGAGUACAAUUUAAUCAUCACUUGAAAGGAGAUCAACCGUUAAUGUUUGCUUCUGUAGGAGGAACUCGAGUAAGCAUUUAUGAAUGUCCGCCAAAUGGUAACAUUAAAUUACGUCAAUGUUAUACCGAUCCUGAUUCAGAAGAAAUUUUUUAUACGUGUACUUGGACUUACGACGAUAAUCAAAAACCAUUAUUAGCUGUGGCAGGAUCUCGAGGAGUUAUAAGAGUAAUUAGUACAGUAUCCAUGACUUGUAUCAAACAUUACAUAGGUCAUGGUCAUGCAAUAAACGAAUUGAAAACUCAUCCUAAAGAUUGCAACAUAUUACUAUCUGCAUCUAAGGAUCACGCAUUGAGAUUAUGGAAUAUUAAGUCGGAUGUAUGUAUAGCAAUUUUUGGUGGUGUAGAAGGCCAUAGAGAUGAAGUAUUAAGUGCAGAUUUUGACAUAUUGGGUCAGCGAAUUAUUUCAUGUGGAAUGGAUCAUGCUUUGAAACUGUGGUCGUUAACCAAGCCGAAUAUGAAGGCAGCUAUUGAUCAGUCAUAUCAUUCUAAUCUUAGUAGAAAUGGAAGACCAUUUGACUCUAUACUUCAACAUUUUCCAGACUUCACGACACGUGAUGUACAUCGCAAUUAUGUUGAUUGUGUUAAGUGGUAUGGCGACUUUAUUUUAAGCAAAUCUUGUGAGAAUUGUAUUGUAUGUUGGAAACCAGGACGUCUUGAAAAUGAUAAAUUAAAUAAUGGAGAAACAAGUGCUACUGUUUUACAUCGUUUCGAAUUCAAAGAGUGUGAUAUUUGGUUUAUUAGAUUUUCUAUGGAUUUUAUGCAAAGUACUAUAGCUUUAGGAAAUCAAAUUGGUAAAACAUAUGUAUGGGACUUGGAAGUUGAUGAACCUGGUCAAGCACGUUGUUGGACUCUAAUAAAUCCACGUUGUAAUGCAGCAAUACGACAAACUAGCUUAAGUCGAGAUGGCAAAGUACUAUUGUGUGUUUGCGACGAUGCUACCAUAUGGAGAUGGAAUCGUGAAAGUCGUGACAAUCGUGAAAAUCAUGGUCGUGUUAAGGUUCGCACAACAGCUGAACAAGAGGAGAUUCAAAAGAAAAAAAAAGCUAAGAAAUUAGCCGAGUAUAAGAUUGCUAUGACCGAGAUAUUUAAAAAGAGGGAAGAAAAAAUAUGGGAUGACGAUAUGUUAUUUCUGACGGAGAAAGUCCUUUUAGAAAAUUCAGAUAUUCAUACAUUGUGGAACAUACGUCGGGAAGCGUUUCAAAAUAAUAAUCGGAACGAAGAAAAUUAUACAAACAUACUUGAAAAAGAGUUAACGUUGACUGAAAAUUGUUUAAGAAAUAAUCCUAAGUCUUAUAGCGUGUGGCAUCAAAGAUGGUGGGUAAUGGAACAUUUACAAAAACCUGAUUGGAUUAAAGAAUUAACGUUAUGUACAAAAUGUCUUAAUCUAGAUGAAAGAAAUUUUCAUUGUUGGGAUUAUAGAAAAUACGUGGUAGAGAAAGCAGGAAUAUCUGAUCACGCAGAAUAUGAAUAUUCUACGACUAAAAUAUUAAAGAAUUUUUCUAAUUACUCGUCGUGGCAUUACAGAAGUAAAGUUCUUACUAAAUUAUUUUCUAGCGAUUCCCAAGAAAUACCAAUUACACGAAAGAAAUGGGAAGAAGAACUUGAUCUAGUUAGAGAUGCAACGUUUACGGAUCCUAAUGAUACGAGUGCAUGGUUUUAUCAGAGAUGGCUUUUAGAUGAUUAUAAACCUAAAUCUCAUUGCAUAUUAUGGAGAUCUCGUGUUACAACUGACACAGUCGACGUUGUAUUUGAUAAUGAAAUAUCUGGAUUGUCUGAAAAUAUUUCAUUAUUUAUUGAUAAUAAUAAAAUAGAUAUUCAAUGGAGAUCGUACACGGAAAAAAGAUUUUCUAAAGUAUGGACUGGUAUAUUAUCUAUUCCACUAGAGAAUUUAAGCGAUUUAAAAAACGUUUGCAUUAAUGUCCAAGAUAAAGAAUAUCAAUUUAAUUAUUCGCAUCAAGAAAGUGCAUGGAUAUAUAAAAAUAAUUUGCCAAUUAAUGAGAAUCAUAACAAAGAACAAUUGCAAUAUCAAUUAGUAAGUUACAAACAGUUAGCACAAAUGGAACCAAGUAAUAAAUGGGUUAUAUUAGUUGGUAUCUUUCUUAUGAAAAAACUUGAUUUUACUCGUUUUUAUGAAACUAUACUGGAAGACGUAAAUACAUUAUACAAUCUUGAUACUCUACGUUCAUAUUAUUAUAAGGAUUUACGUUGCCAAUAUAUAGUGGAAUAUAUGUUUUCAAAACUGUGGGGAACAGAGAAAGAUUUAGAAAUAUAUAAAAAGAUUGAUUUAAGCGAAUUAUCUUUAACAAAGCUUCACAAUAAUCAAUAUUUUGCAUUUUUUGAUGAAGUAAGUCUUAAUGAAAACGAAUUAGCAAACUCAUUGCAUCAAUUCUCAACUUUACAAUAUUGUAAAAAGUUAGAUUUAUCUCGUAAUAAGAUUAAGUCACUGAAAUAUUUUCCUACAUUAAGUAAUUUAGAGUUCUUAUCUUUACGGUCUAACGAAAUAUCAGAUAUAAAUGAAAUAGUAGAUCUCAUAAAAAGACAGGAUAAGUUAAUGACAUUAGAUUUAAAGGAUAAUCCUGUUUAUGAUUCUUAUAAUGAUAAGGAUGAGAUUUUAAAAAUUCUUAAAGAAGACAAUGCUAAUUCGAAAAUAUCCAUAUUAUAGAAAAUAUAUCAAUAUUUUCAAGUGAG